AUGGAAAAUUACAUAAUUGCAUUAUUUUUAUUGUUAAACGGUUUUAUAUUGAAUUUGAACAGGAUUGAAAAGCGUCCAUCUGGGAGAUGCACAUAUUUUUUGGUUUAUUUAAUUAUUUUAUUCGGAAAAAAAUGUAUUAUUGCGAGGAAGCAACACUCUAAUUUAAACUUCAUUAGAAAGUUAGCACUACCUGUAGAAACCAAAUUUGUGCUGAAAAAUGAAAAUAAAAAUGAGAAUAACUUAACUUACUUAAAAAAAAAAUAUAGAGAUGAGUGGAAGAAUAAUAAUAAAAAGAAGAAGAAUAUUGUUCUAAUCGAAAAAGAUGAAAACCUAAAUGAAAAUAGAAUAACUUAUAUAAGAAAUAAAAUAAAAAGUAAUAGCAGAGUAAAGGAAAUAGAAUAUCUAAGUGAUCUACAAAAAAAUUUCAUUUAUAUACUAGAACGGAAUAAUAACAUCCUACUACACGCCAAAACUGCUAGCGGAAAAACAACCAUUUGUUUAUUUUACUUUAUUUUAAAGUUUUAUUAUAAUUGUGAAUUUGUUUUCGAUGAAGACAUCCAAAGGGAGAAAUAUUUGAACAAGAAUGAGAACAUAAAUAGUUAUAAUAAAAUAUUACUUUUAAAUAAAGCGAGAAAAAAGGUGCAUAGGCAUAAACUCAAGUAUACCCCUUUUAGUGAAAAAUAUGCACAAAUACGUGAUAUUAGAGAGGACACAGAUUUAUUAUUAGAAGACAGGGCUAAAAACACGUUAUUAAAAAAGCAGGAGAAAAUUCUUAUAUUGUCUCCCUCUAAAGAAUUGUGUGUGCAAAUUUCGCAUAAUAUUCUGUCUUUUGUUGGUGACAAAAAUGAAGGAAUAAUUCAUCUCUUUAUUGAUAAGGCAGAUGAGAAAAAACAGUCCACUCCCGUUUCGGAUUCCAAUUUAUCAAAUAAAGUUGUAGAAAAGGGAAAUGGUGAGAAGGGGAAUGAGCGACACUUAAGGAUAAGGGAAGAAAUAUCUUCUUUACCUGAACAUGUAAAAAGUGGUAGUGGUACUACUAUUAGCUAUAAUAAUGAUUCACACGAAAUGAAGAUCAAAAAUGAAAUUGACAUAUCCAAGGAAACAAGAAAAUUCAAGGAUGCCCUUUUCUUUGUAGGGACACCAAUGUGUUUUAAAAAUUAUCUAUUAAGCUUAGGAAAGGGGGAGCUGAAAGCAUUUUUGCAAAGUAUAAAGUAUGUAUUUUUUGACGAAAUUGAUAGGAUGUUUCCUACGAUGAAAACACGCAAAUCAAAGGGAACAAAAAAUAAUAUGAAGAAAAAAACGGCAUAUUUUAUUCUAGAAACGAUUAUGUAUAUGAAUAAAAAAAACUUAAUUUUUAUCGGCUGCUCAAGUACCCUAAAUAGGGAAUUGCACAGAAAAAUAUUCAAACUUUUAUAUAUGAAUAGAAAUAAUGCAAAAAAAAAAAUAUAUAUACUAAGGGAGAAUAAUGCUAGUUCAAAUGAAGGAAUGAAUGCUGAAUACAGCAAUCCUAUGAGUCCUACUUGGAGGCCCUUGAGUGAUGAAGUGUUGGAGAGUAAUGUAAACCAAGCAAAAAUGAGACCUUGUGGAGGGAAAAAAAAUGCUAUCACUUCGCAUGAAGAAAACGAAAAGGACAAUGCCGAUAUCAAUGAUACUGAGAGCGAGGAUGAAAGGUUCAAUUUAUUUUCCCCGAAUGAUGAAGAUAAUACAUUGCAAAAAUAUGUAAUAAAAGUAAAAGUUCCAAACAAUAUACACCACUUAUACAUUGUAGUAAACGAUCAGCUGUAUAGGAAUAAAAUGGAAGAAGCAUAUAAGAUCAUAGAACAUUUUAAAAAUAAAAAAGUUCUAACGCUAGUUAAAAAUGGGUACUCCUUACUAGAUAUGAAAAAAUAUCUUACUGAAAAAAAUGUUUUUUCUGUGUUACUACAUGAAAAGUUACAAAUCUCCCUCACAGGAAAUAACAAACAUUUGGAUGAAAUGUGCAAAAGCUAUGCAGAUAUAAAAAAUUUAGAAGAAAUUUCUUUGAAAAAUGAGGAAGAGCAACAGAAAAAAUACAUAAAUAAAUACCCCAUUAUUAUAAGCUCCUUUGAUAGUAUUCGGGGGUUUCAUAUAAAUAAUUUAGAUCUCGUUUUAUUGUGCAAUAAACCGAAAAAUGUAAAUGAAUAUAUUCACUUAAGUGGUAGAGUUGGAAGAAGGAAUAACAUUGGUUAUUCCAUCAUGUUGGAAGAUGAAAGGAAUGUCCAUAUUGUAAGAAAUUGGUUGACGAACAUACGGGUCUGUUUUACCAAAUUGCAAAUAAAGGACGAUAUUACCACACAGGGGGAAAAACCAUCCUCUGAUUAUGUGGAUAAUAAUAAAAUGGUGCAAAAUGAAAAAAAUAAGCAAGAAACGAAGAAUUCGCCCAGUGAGGUAUCUGCCAUCACAGAUCAGGGAAAAGACAAUUUAAAUUACAUCACAUCAUGCAUAUUAGAUGAAUUGAAAUAA
This is a messenger RNA of Plasmodium gonderi, 2478 nucleotides long. RefSeq names its product DEAD box helicase. Gene Ontology annotation, cellular component: nucleolus. The transcript has a single exon. Gene Ontology annotation, molecular function: ATP binding; nucleic acid binding. The coding region runs from base 1 to 2478 and encodes 825 amino acids. NCBI's taxonomy places the organism in Eukaryota, Apicomplexa, Aconoidasida, Haemosporida, Plasmodiidae. The record is from RefSeq and is a predicted model, not a curated record.